This is a messenger RNA of Strongylocentrotus purpuratus (purple sea urchin), 1369 nucleotides long. RefSeq lists its product as uncharacterized. Bases 1 to 789 code for a protein of 262 amino acids. The transcript is spliced from 5 exons. The record is from RefSeq and is a predicted model, not a curated record. Lineage: Eukaryota; Metazoa; Echinodermata; Echinoidea; Camarodonta; Strongylocentrotidae.
AUGGUGACAGUGAGGGUGAGGGUGAGGGUGGGGGUGAGGGUGACAGUGAGGGUGAGGGUGAGGUCACCUUAUCUUAAGCAGCUCUUCUUAAUCAUUGCAUCUCUAUUUUUUUCUUUCGUUUUUUCUACAGUGAGCAAGAGUAUAUUCAGGAAGCCACGUCGGUUCCCCGGUCUACCACCCCUCCCCAGUAACCGGGCUCCUGACGGCUCCUCUAUCAAUGGUCUAGGAGGAGGGACAGGGGGUUUGGAACCGGUUCCUGGACCACCCUUUAGGACCAUACAACCAAGUUUUAGUGAUUCUUCAGUUUCGUUUAGCGGUGAUGCCUACAAUGAGAGUUCAUUCAGCAGUUACCCUAACUCCACAGCAUUAAUACCACCAGGGUCAUCUAGCUCAGAUUCAAACAGCUUAGGCGAUUUUGUUGGGAGUAUCGUGCUUUUUAUAGAGUUUCUUAAAGAGAAGAAACACAUUUUCAUCCAGUACUUUGUGAUUGGAUGUCUGGUGGGAAUCAUCUUAGCUCUUAUAUCAUGGGUCGUCCAUCUCAAGAGGAAGAAGGCAAAGUUAAAGAAGAAACUCAAGAGUUCAGAUGGUACCGAUGGGGGGCAGAGAGCAAACGGUGUCCUAGCGGCCGUGCAGGAGGAGAACAGGAUAGACAUCGAUGAGAUCUGGCGGAGUCCUCCUCCCCCUUCAAUCCUCAACCGAGUCAGCCCUACGGAGGACGACAACGACAACACGAUAUGGCGCUCUCACACGUUACCGGGGAAUCGGCAGUUGAACAGUUACUUCCCAUAGCAAUGAUGGGACAAGGCAGGGGCCGGGCGUACAGCACCAGGGGCAAAUUUGGGGCUAGGAGGGGGUAGACCCUUCCUUUCUCAAUCUCAGUCGAUCUCGUUUGGAUAGACUAAGAAAUAGUUAAUGGCUGGCCACGUAUCAAAGAUGAUGGUGGUGAUGAAAUUGGUCUAUGUAGACAAUUUUCUCGGAUCCCGUACAUUUUCUACGUAGAUCAAUUUCAUUGUUAUUAAAUCAUUAUCAAAUGUUUGAUACAUGACUUACCUCAAUAGAGAUACAACCCACUAAGCCUUGAAGCAAAGCUAUAAGUAACAAUGCUACUUUCUUCCCAAAAAUGAGAAAUAAAGCAAGUAAUUUUUGAGAGUGAUUUUACUGGCUUAUUCUGGGUAACCUCUUAAAUUGGCAACUUGAAAGAAGGGAUUGGGAGAGUUUCAAAUUCUGGUGCUGUAAAUCCAGCCUUAUGCCUUGCUCUUUGUUAAUGUGUCUUUUAUAUCCAGAAAAAUAGUUUUAUUUUGAUAUCCUAACUUGUAUUUGAGUAGGUGUGGCUGAGUUGGUAUGUGAGAUAUUGAAUGACUGGGUGUGU